Messenger RNA from Salarias fasciatus (jewelled blenny), 3127 nucleotides. RefSeq names its product G elongation factor, mitochondrial 1 (gene gfm1). Gene Ontology annotation, molecular function: translation elongation factor activity; GTP binding; GTPase activity. The transcript is spliced from 18 exons. The coding region runs from base 85 to 2331 and encodes 748 amino acids. Gene Ontology annotation, biological process: mitochondrial translational elongation. The record is from RefSeq and is a predicted model, not a curated record. NCBI's taxonomy places the organism in Eukaryota, Metazoa, Chordata, Actinopteri, Blenniiformes, Blenniidae. Gene Ontology annotation, cellular component: mitochondrion.
CACAACUGCGGGCCCGGCGUGACUUUCAGAGGGGGGUCAGGCAGGCACAGAUUGGGGGUCGUCUGAAGCCUGCUAGCUGUCAAAAUGAGGGUUUUAAAAGCUGCACUGUGUCUGACAAAGUCGCGUUAUGCGGCUCCGGGAAGUGUCACGCUGAAGAAGGUGCUCAUCGACAGCUGCAGGUCCUGCUCCUCCGGCGUGUUUCCCAACGAGAGGAUCCGAAAUAUCGGGAUCUCCGCGCACAUCGACUCGGGAAAGACCACCCUGACCGAGCGCGUCCUCUACUACACUGGCAGGAUAGCAGAGAUACACGAGGUGAAGGGAAAGGAUGGUGUCGGAGCCACUAUGGACUCUAUGGAGCUGGAGAGGCAGAGAGGCAUCACCAUCCAGUCCGCAGCCACGUACACCAUGUGGAAGGAUCACAACAUCAACAUCAUUGACACGCCAGGCCAUGUGGACUUCACCAUUGAAGUGGAGCGAGCCCUGAGAGUGCUGGAUGGUGCUGUGUUGGUUCUGUGUGCGGUGGGAGGUGUCCAGUGUCAGACCAUGACUGUAAACAGACAAAUGAAACGUUACAACGUCCCCUUCCUCACCUUCAUCAACAAGCUGGACCGCAUGGGGGCCAACCCCAGCCGAGCCCUGCAGCAGAUGAGAUCCAAACUUAAUCACAACGCAGCCUUUGUCAACAUCCCCAUUGGCUUGGAGGGGAACAUGCGUGGCAUCAUUGACCUUGUCGAGGAGCGCAGCAUUUAUUUUGAUGGACCAUUUGGCCAAACAAUUCGCUACGAUGAAAUCCCUGCAGAUUUUCGAGCUGAGGCGACAGACCGGAGGGAGGAGUUGGUGGAAUGUGUUGCAAACGCAGAUGAAAUUUUGGGAGAAUUGUUUCUGGAAGAAACAGUCCCAACCAACAGUGACCUGAAGGCUGCGAUCCGCAGGGCCACGGUGCAGCGUCUCUUCACCCCGGUGUUGGUCGGCACAGCGCUGAAGAACAAAGGCGUCCAGCCCCUCCUGGACGCCGUGCUGGAUUACCUGCCCAACCCCAGCGAAGUCAAAAACUACGCCAUCCUCAACGAUGAAGAUUCAACUACAACAACAAAGAUUGAAAUGGACUCAACAAGAGAUGCUUCAAACCCAUAUGUCGGUCUGGCCUUCAAACUGGAGGCGGGGAGGUUUGGCCAGCUGACGUAUAUACGGGUGUACCAGGGCUGUCUGAAGAAAGGGGAAUACAUCUACAACACGCGCACAAGCAAGCGAGUCCGGAUUCAGAGGCUUGUGCGUCUCCAUGCUGAUCAGAUGGAGGACGUGGAUGAGGUUUAUGCAGGAGACAUCUGUGCUCUGUUUGGGAUCGAUUGUGCAAGUGGAGACACUUUCACAUCCAAAGCUACGGCUAACCUGUCCAUGGAGUCCAUUCACAUCCCAGAGCCUGUCAUUUCCAUGGCCAUGAAGCCAGCCAACAAGAACGACCUGGAUAAGUUCUCCAAAGGUAUAAACCGUUUCACCAGAGAAGAUCCUACAUUUAGAGUCCACUUCGACACCGAGAGUAAAGAAACCAUCAUCUCAGGGAUGGGAGAGCUGCAUCUGGAAAUCUACUCACAGAGGAUGGAGAGGGAGUACAACUGCCCCUGUGUGAUGGGGAAACCCAAAGUGGCUUUCAGAGAGACCAUCACCAGCUCAGUACCGUUUGACUUCACACAUAAGAAGCAGACGGGUGGCUCUGGACAGUUUGGUAAAGUUAUUGGCGUCCUUGAGCCUCUCGAGCCUGAACUUUCCACCAAGCUGGAGUUUGAGGAUCGGACAGUCGGAACCAACGUCCCGAAGCAGUUUAUCCCCGCUGUUGAAAAGGGCUUCCGAGAGGCCUGUGACAAGGGUCCCCUGAGCGGACAUAAGAUUUCAGGAGUGAAGUUUGUCCUGGAGGACGGCGCAAACCACAUGGUGGACUCCAAUGAGAUCUCCUUCAUCCGGGCAGGAGAGGGCGCUCUUAAGCAAGCUAUGGAGAAGGCCAACCCCAUCAUCCUGGAGCCGAUCAUGUCUGUGGAGGUGGUCGCCCCUCAGGAGUUUCAGGGAGCCGUCAUCUCUGGGAUCAACCGCCGUCACGGCGUGAUCACGGGACAGGACGGAGCUGAGGGAUACUUCACUCUGUAUGCCGAGGUUCCACUAAAUGACAUGUUUGGCUAUGCUACAGAGCUACGCUCCUGCACUGAGGGAAAAGGCGAGUACACCAUGGACUACAGCAGAUAUCAGCCCUGCUUACCAGCCACUCAGGAGGAGCUCGUCCAUAAAUACCUGGAGGCGACAGGACAGCUGCCCGUGAAGAAGAACAAGUGGAAGAGCUGAAGAGACUCAUCCCAGCUCGUCACUAUCAGACUUUCCCCCGUCUUUGCACACAUUUCCCAUCACAUCGACAUGACUUUUAUUUGUAGAGCCAAACAAAUGAUGGUGAUUUACUUUCCUUCGAUUGUUUAUCUUUCUCCCCGAUAACUGCAGAAAACAUAUUUAUUAUGUUAGUUUUGGCGCCAUUUGAACUCUACUGUCUCCCGCCACUGUUUAAAAACAAAAGGAUAAGUUACAGCAAGCUCAUUGUUUUCACUUGAGCUUAUAAUGGCUUUUGUACUAUGUACAGAAUGGUCUCCCUGUAAUAAUUAUUUCAACAAAGACAUUGAUCCUUCUUUUAAAGCAUGGUUUGGUUUCCAUACAGAUUUUUCAUAAUCAAGACAAACACUUUGCAGCCUAUUAAGCAACCAAAAGCACCAAUGCCCGUCUGGGACGGUUUCUUCUCACCUGUUCAGUGUUCUUUGCCAUCUGAGGUACGAUGUUGGGAUCAGCUGGUACAUCUGUUGAAGCAGUCUCAGGCCUGAAGGUCACAGUGGGGCUCCCAGUGACCCCACACACCGCCAGAACCAACGCAAUCAUCACACCCAUCACUGCGCGCUGUAAUAGAUACACUUGAGGAAAGUAGAAAUGACUUCUGUGGAAGAAUGCAGGCAGGGAAAUGACCGUCCUGUCAGCAUGGGGUUAUAUAACGAGGAGGAGGAGGAGGGGAGCAGAGAGAAGGAGAGACUGUCCAGAUCCUGUCGUCCUCUUGGCAUGAUCAGUUUAUUUUCUUUUUCCUCUCUACAAAAUGAAACGGCUC